Messenger RNA from Sebastes umbrosus (honeycomb rockfish), 2532 nucleotides. RefSeq names its product mucolipin TRP cation channel 3b (gene mcoln3b). Gene Ontology annotation, cellular component: lysosomal membrane; plasma membrane. The transcript has 17 exons. Bases 455 to 2137 code for a protein of 560 amino acids. The record is from RefSeq and is a predicted model, not a curated record. Gene Ontology annotation, molecular function: NAADP-sensitive calcium-release channel activity. Lineage: Eukaryota; Metazoa; Chordata; Actinopteri; Perciformes; Sebastidae.
GAUGAAAUGGUUCUUACCGCAAAACUAACACAAUUAAGCGACACAAAACAAUAAGCUAGAUUCUAAGUAAUGUUAAGUACUAACACAGCUAAAGAAACUACAGCCUGCAAUCAACAACCACAGCAAGACGGAGGAAGCAAGCAAACAAAGACAAAAAGCAGCUUGUAAGGGCUGUCCCCUGUGACGUCCUCAUCGGUGCGGCAACCAAAGAGCUCCUGAGUGGCUGAUGUCAGGACCAGGGGGAAGAUAUCAUCAGGGUGACCUUGGGUUACAGGAGUGGGUGGAAACAGACAGACCCGAGAGCCAAUCAGGUCGCAGCAGUAAAAUGACGCUCUAAUGUCGUAAGUUCACCUGAGACAUCACGACACACACAGACCAAGACAUUUUGGACACAAAGCGCGCGACGACAACAGGUGUAUGCAACACGUUGAUUAACCAGGUGUGGGACUUUGAUAUGGAUGAGUCCAGUGACUUGUAUGACGGGUACGAGGAAAACGGCUCCCCUCCCUGGGCCGACAACCAACACCAGGUUCUGGAGGAGCUGGACAAUGUGGAGAGCCUCAGAAGGAAGAUCAAAUAUUACUUUAUGAACCCCUGUGAGAAGUACCACGCUCGCGGCCGAAAACCAUGGAAACUCAUACUGCAGAUCGUCAAAAUUGCCAUUAUUACUAUCCAGUUAGUGUCUUUUGGGCUGAGCAACCAAAUGGUUGUCAAAUUCAAGGAGGAAAAUCUGAUGGCAUUCAAGCACAUCUUCUUGAAAGAUUAUGUUGAUGGAGGCAUGAAUACGUAUGCUGUUUACAGACAGACUCAUGUUUAUGAUCACAUCGAUUACAUCAUUGAACAGUAUGGACAUCUGCACAACAUCACAGUAGGCAAUCACGAAUAUGAGAAAAAUGGUCCUUUCUACAACCCCAUGUUAGUGUGUCAGGAGUUCUACAGAAAUGGUACCAUCUACCCUGCAAAUGAGACCUUUGAAAUAGAUGCCCAAGUGGAUAUUGAGUGCCAUGAAGUUUAUCCGAUGUAUCGACCAUCAUUGCGGGAAGCACUUCCAGAUUUUGAAUUGCACUUCAAAAGGAUGAUCUUUGUCAAGAUCACAUUUGUUCUCAAGGCCAUAAAUUUACAGACAGUGAGACAUCGAGAGCUGCCAGACUGCUACGACUUUACUGUUAUUAUCACUUUCGACAACGAAGCUCACAGCGGCAGGAUAAAGGUUGACCUGGAAACUGAUGUAGACAUCAAUGAGUGCAGAGACUGGAAAGUAACUGGAGCAACUCCUAGAAACAUAUACCUGACUGUGCUUUUUGACUGCCUCAUCAUUAUAACGUGCAUCAUCUCCUUCACACUCUGCACGCGCUCAGUGAUCAAUGGGAUUCAACUGCAAUCUGAGUACACACUAUACUGCAAGAACAAUUGUGGAAAAGAAGUCUCAUGGUCAGACAAGUUGGAGUUUUUGAAUGGUUGGUAUAUCCUGAUCAUCCUUAGCGACACAUUGACCAUCAUUGGCUCCAUUCUCAAGAUAGAGAUCCAGACUAAGGUCCUCACAAGUUAUGAUGUCUGCAGCAUCUUCCUUGGGACCGGGACCAUGUUUGUCUGGAUUGGGGUCAUCCGCUACAUGGGCUACUUUAGGAAGUAUAAUAUUCUCAUCCUGACACUGAGGGCAGCUUUCCCAAAUGUUAUCCGUUUCAUCUGGUGUGCUGGAAUUAUCUACCUGAGUUACUGUUUAUGUGGCUGGAUUGUCCUUGGCCCGUAUCAUGAGAAGUUCCGGACCUUGAACACGGUGUCAGAGUGUCUGUUCUCCCUGAUCAACGGAGACGACAUGUUUACCACCUUUAAGGACAUGAAGCAGAAGAGUAGCCUGGUGUGGAUCUUCAGCAGGGUCUACCUCUAUACCUUUGUCUCGCUCUUCAUCUACAUGAUCCUCAGCCUUUUCAUCACAAUCAUCACAGACACCUAUGACACCAUCAAGCAGCAGCAGCAGAGUGGAACCCCGACAUCGGAGCUGCAAAAAUUCAUGUCGGUGUGUCAAGAUCUGCCAAACUCUGGGAUGUACAGACUUGACGAGAACAAGAGCUGCUUCUUGAACUGCUGCAUCACCAGGUGCAGGAAACUUCGUGAGGGGCAGACUUCAGAGGCAUAGCAGGCCAUUAAUGUGAGGAUAUUGAAAAAGCUUAACUGUACAACCAUCUAUAACCUAACAAUUAAUAUGCACUUUACACUUUUACAUUUAUUCAGUGGGACAGUCUUGAAAAUCCCCUUUAACAUUAUACUCCAGGUUUGCUCAGGUGAUUGAUUGAAUGUGAAGGGGCAGGUUUUCAGUGCUGAACAGAUCAAACAUGAAGGUUAGAAACACUGAUGCAGAGAGCACUUUGUAAAUACACUUAUUUAUAUUGAUGUGUAGAUGCAAAAAAGAAAGAAAGAUUGACACUGAAAUUUGAAUUAUAUUGUUUUUACAAAGCAUGUCAUUUGAAAGGAUCCCCAUGUCGUACACUAAAGAUAAUGAAUCAAGGUUAAAUAAAUAAUUUGGGAUGUAAA